Molecule: messenger RNA, 1229 nt
Organism: Cucumis sativus (cucumber)
Lineage: Eukaryota; Viridiplantae; Streptophyta; Magnoliopsida; Cucurbitales; Cucurbitaceae
Product: carbonic anhydrase 2
Exons: 9
Coding region: 68-904 (278 amino acids)
Biological process (GO): carbon utilization
Molecular function (GO): zinc ion binding; carbonate dehydratase activity
Source: RefSeq, a predicted model, not a curated record
ACAGAAAGCUUUGUCUUGAAUUUCAUUGCUAGAAGAGGAAGAAACUAAGCAAAGGGCAUUGCAAGUAAUGGCUCCUACCUUUAAAAAUUGCAUCCUCAUUUGCUGUUCUGCCAAAGUUUCGGAAGACAUGGCGCAAGAGUCCUACGAGGAAGCAAUCGCCGGACUUUCAAAGCUUCUCAGUGAGAAAGCUGAUCUUCAGGAUGCUGCCGCCGCAAAGAUCCGGCAAAUAACCGCUGAAUUAGCCGGAAGCAGCGCGUGUUCAAAUGGAUUCGACCCGGUUGAUAGAAUCAAAACCGGGUUCACCCAUUUCAAGAAAUCCAAAUUCGAGACAAAUCCAGAGUUGUAUGGUGCACUGGCGAAAGGGCAAAGCCCAAAGUUUUUGGUGUUUGCGUGUUCGGAUUCCCGAGUUUGCCCUUCGCACAUAUUGAACUUUCAACCUGGGGAGGCCUUUAUGGUUCGUAAUAUUGCCAACAUGGUUCCACCAUUUGACAAGACAAAAUAUUCAGGGGCUGGGGCUGCAAUCGAAUAUGCAAUAUUGCAUCUUAAGGUGGAGAAUAUAGUGGUGAUUGGACAUAGUUGCUGUGGUGGCAUUAAGGGUCUCAUGUCCAUUCCUGAUGAUGGGGCCAUUUCCAGUGAUUUCAUUGAGAAUUGGGUGAAAAUUUGCACACCUGCCAAAAACAAGACCCAAUCAGAUUGCACAGAUUUGAGUUUUGAGGACAAAUGCACAAACUGCGAAAAGGAGGCUGUGAAUGUUUCACUUGGAAACUUACUGUCAUAUCCUUUUGUAAGAGAAGCUGUGGUCAACAAGCGACUGUUCAUAAGGGGUGCACAUUACAACUUUGUGUCUGGAGCUUUUGAGCUUUGGAAUCUUGACUUUAAUAUUUCACCUUCUCUAGCUGUUUGAAAGUACACCAUACAAUACCUCAUCACCGACGACAAUAAUCAAACUCGGCCGAUUGGUUAUUUUUGAGUUUCCUUCCCUUUCUUCUGCUAUAUACUGUAUUCUGCUACUGUAAUUUGAUCUGAGGCUCUCAUGAAGAAGCACUUAUUUAUACUUGCAAGGAUGAACUGCUUUACUUGUAUCUUCCCCUCCAAUAAGAGUUUUUGUUUUCUUUUUUCUUUCACUUCUCUUGUACUGUUGGAAAUGUUUCCUGUAAUUCCCAUCACUUUUGUAAUGUUAUAAAUAAUAAGUAUAAUGAAAUGUCUUGCUUCAUUCUCUUUUGGAAGCA